UGUGUAAAUCGAUCCUAUUAGCAUUUUUAUAGAAGAAGUACAGUGAGCGUUGUGUCGUGUCUUGGCUAUAGCAGUUCUUUCACGCGUUGUGAUAAAGUUGUUUUUUGCUGAAACUACAGUUUAUUAUUGCACAUCAUUGCGUCACAACGACCAAGUUUUACCCAACACCAUGAGUACAUUAUGGAUGGGAAACCUGGAGAGCUACAUGGAUGAGAAGUUCAUCAUCCGAGCUUUCUCGACCAUGGGCGAACAAGUGGUUAGCGUGCGGAUCCUCAGAAACAAAAUGACUGGUAUGUUGUCGUCUAGUGGUGCCCUGGGUUACUGCUUCGUUGAGAUGGCGGAUGAGGCCACAGCUGAGAGGUGUCUACGAAAAAUCAAUGGGAAACCUUUACCUGGAGCCAGUCCACCCACAAGAUUCAAACUAAACCGAGCCAACUUUGGGAAACAAGACACAAGUCAACUUUAUUCGCUGUUUGUGGGAGAUCUAACUCCAGAGGUGGAUGAUGGGAUGCUUUAUGAGUUCUUCUACAACCGCUACCCCACUUGUCGUGGAGGAAAAGUGGUGCUGGACAGCAUGGGUAAUUCAAAAGGCUGUGGAUUCGUUCAGUUUCCCGAUGAGAGGCUGCAGAAGCGAGCGCUGGACGAAUGUCAGGGAGCGGUGGGACUCGGUGGCAAACCUUUGAGACUAAGUCUUGCUGCUAACAAUUUAAGGAACCGGCCACCACAGCAUCAACAACAGUCAGACAAAACAUGGCAGUCUAGCUCAAAUUAUAGCACUAGCUACGACCAGUACAGCCAAUACAACCAGUAUGGCCAGUAUCAGCAGCAACCAUACAGUGGAUAUUACAAUCCCUGGGGCUAUGAUCAGUCUGCAUCCGGGUACUACCAACAGUACGAUUACACGCAGUAUCCUGCAACACAGGAAACAGAAGCUGUUGAGGAGGAUGAUGGACUUGAAGAUCCAAACCCACAGCUGGACGUGCUAGAGGCCAAUAGGAAGUACAUGGAGCAUAGCGAGGAGCUGUACGACGCCCUCAUCGAUUGUCAGUGGCAGUCUGCAGACUUUUCUUCACAACAGGAACACCUGAUAGCCAGUAUACCAGAGCCUAUAACUUGCUGAGAGACAACUGAACAUUUCAUCCCUGUACUGGGAGUGAUUUUUUUCUUUCUUUUUGAUGUUUGAUCGUAGGGACACAAAGUGAUACAUUUUAUUAAAUUGUAUGAAUAAAACUAAAUGUGGUUUA
Messenger RNA from Cynoglossus semilaevis (tongue sole), 1244 nucleotides. RefSeq names its product tRNA selenocysteine 1-associated protein 1. Bases 170 to 1120 code for a protein of 316 amino acids. Gene Ontology annotation, molecular function: tRNA binding. The record is from RefSeq and is a predicted model, not a curated record. The transcript has 9 exons. Gene Ontology annotation, biological process: selenocysteine incorporation. Gene Ontology annotation, cellular component: nucleus. NCBI's taxonomy places the organism in Eukaryota, Metazoa, Chordata, Actinopteri, Pleuronectiformes, Cynoglossidae.